Meriones unguiculatus (Mongolian gerbil) is the source of this 3361-nucleotide messenger RNA. RefSeq names its product interferon-gamma-inducible GTPase 10-like. The record is from RefSeq and is a predicted model, not a curated record. Gene Ontology annotation, cellular component: endoplasmic reticulum membrane. Gene Ontology annotation, biological process: cellular response to interferon-beta; defense response. The transcript has 2 exons. The coding region runs from base 307 to 1569 and encodes 420 amino acids. NCBI's taxonomy places the organism in Eukaryota, Metazoa, Chordata, Mammalia, Rodentia, Muridae. Gene Ontology annotation, molecular function: GTPase activity; GTP binding.
UGCAUUGGGCAGCUCCUGUCAUUAUCUGCCUGUUGACAGAGACAGCUGCAGAGCUUUUCCACUCUCUGUACCAUCAGGGCUCACUGCUCCAGGCUCCAGGUAGCCCUCCCCGCUUCCUGCUCUCCUUAAUGCUCUCCUGAAGGAGGGCAGACACUUGGCAGUUGUAGGUGGCUGAGCCUUUGGCUGCAGUGAGCAACAGGCCCUUAGAGCUCUCUGCUCCUUUGGUGGAAACAUCGGCUCUGUUUAGAGCAGAAACUCCUUGGAUCUGUCUUUCUUCUUUCUCACAGACCUCCCGAGGAAACUGCCAUGGAUCAGUUCAUCUUAAACUUCCUGAAGAAUGCUUCAGAAAAGAAUUUCCAACAGUUAGCAGAGCAAUUUCUGCCUCAUUACUUUACAUUAAUCAGUAAGGUGGGAGGCAUGAUCUCUCCAGAAACUCUCACAGCUAUUCAAAAAGCCCUCCAGGAGGGAAGACUGACUGAUGUUGUGAGCAAGAUUCAGGAAGUAAUUGCUGCUGCAGAAAAUGCUGUCCUGGAGGUGGCUGUGAUUGGGGAGUCGGGGACUGGCAAGUCCAGUUUUAUAAAUGCCCUGAGAGGGUUGAGUCACGUAGCAGAAGAGGCAGCCGAUGUCGGGGUUGUGGAGACCACUAAGCAUAAAACCCCUUAUCAACAUCCAAAAUACCCCAAAGUGACCUUCUGGGACCUGCCAGGGACCGGGACUCCCAAUUUCCUCCCAGACACUUAUCUAGACAAAGUGGGAUUUGAUAACUAUGACUUCUUUGUCAUCAUUUCUUCUUCUCGGUUCACCAUCAAUGAUGCUCGCCUGGCUCAGAAAAUCAAGGAUGCGGGGAAGAAGUUCUACUUUGUGAGAACCAAGGUGGACAGUGACUUGUUUAAUGAAGAGAAAACCAAACCCACAACCUUCAAAAAGGACAGAGUCCUUCAGCAGAUAAGAGACUACUGUCUGGCUAACCUCAGUGACAUUGGAGUGUCUGAACCACGCAUCUUCUUGAUCUCCAACUUUGAUCUGGAUCGUUUUGAUUUCCCAAAGCUGGAGGAGACGCUCCUGAAGGAGGUCCCUUGCCACAAGCGUCAUAUGUUUGCACUGCUGUUGCCCAGUAUCAGUGAUGCUUCCAUUGAGAUAAAGAGAAGUUUUCUCCAGGAGAAGAUCUGGAUGGAGGCCUUGAAGUCGGCGGCUCUAGCCUUCAUCCCCUGCAUGACCUUCUUGAUGGGCUUCGACUUGCCUCAGCAAGAACAGUGCUUGAAGGGGUACCGAAGCUAUUUUGGCUUGGAUGAUGAAUCGAUUGAAGAGAUUGCUGAAAAGCUGGAUACACCCGUGCAAGACAUCAGGGGCCACCUCAAGAGCUUGGACUUCUGGUCCCUUGUAAAGGAUGACAGCAUAGUGGCAAAAUCUAUAAACUGUGCUGAAGCUUUUUGUGCCGUGAAAGGAGGCCCUUCGUCUUCUGUCAUCCAGGGUUUCAAAGCCUACAAUCUGCAUUCAAAAUUCCUUAACGUGGUGGCUGAUGACGCUAAACAUCUCUUGAGGAAGAUAGAAACAGUAAAUAUUGCCUAGAAAAAGAGUAAAUGAAUUUCAAGGCUUGUGUGAGUAAGUUGGGAGUGAAUUGUACUUCUGCCAAACUCCCAGGCCAGCUCCUCCCUAAGGUUCACGGGUUCUGUCCCAUGGAGGAAGUUCAUUGCUUUCCUUUAGAGAUCACUAACCUGAAAGGAUAGUUUCGGUGGCCGUAGCCUGUUUUCUGUGUUCGUUGAUUUAUUAUGCUUGAUUACCAGCAUUUGCACACCACCAGCUUUUAACAUUCUCUCUGGUAAGAGAUAACUCGUUUCUGACCCAUUUAUGGCAAUAAAAUUGCAAUAACAAGAUGAGACUUAAAAUCACCAUUUCCCAGUUCUUUUUCUCCUCACCAGUAUAAAGAGCGGUCUAUGAAUAUGAAGUCAUGGCUGAGGAUUAGUAAAAUGUUUGCGGUGGGGAAAUGCAACAUGAACGGGAGGUGGUGACAAAAUGAAGUCCCGAAGCAGGAGAAGAUCUUGGAAAGAACAUGGCAUGUAAGAGGUCAGGGGGGCGAGUACUGGCUUGGUUCGUAGCUAGGAAUACGGCACACUGAUGUGAGAGAGGUUCCAGGAAGAGCAGACGUCUGCUGGGGAAUAAGGAAAGUAAGGGAUGGGCAGUCAGAGGAUGAAAGGAGCAUAGAGAGGGUACCAGAGUCACGUCAAAGAAAGCCUGCCAUGUUAGGAGUUUGCUUUUUCCUCAAGGGAGGCAGGAGUAAGGAAGCCGAGGCAGGCGGGGUAGAGAAACAGCCUGGGCAGAGCUCCCCAAUAGAGGAUCGAGGAUCGCUGCUGGUGUCUAUUUUAAGCAAGCCUGUGGAAGGUCCAGGGCAGAGCCAUCACCUCUGGGAGGCUCUCUCAGAUCAUUCCAGAUGAGGUCACCGGGGUGGGCGGGGCUCCGGAGGUGGUGAUGGAAACAGAAGCAUGUGCUUUGGGAGUGAACUUGGAGUAGGAAGUUGCAGCAAUGGCGGUGGAGAGGCCGAGAGAAAGGAUUAUGUGGAUACACACCCCCCGAGUGUCUGGGAGAGCACCAUCCCCACUACUUGGCGUGGAGAGGAAUGGAAGGAGCUCAAGUGAGGAGAGGGAUCUGGGGUUCAGCUACAUUCACGUAGGCAGGAGCUUCCUAUACAGACAUACCAGAAGGAGGUGGGUAAAUAAUGUGGUAAUUGAGGUAGGGGUGAAUCCUGGAGGACCUAGGAUGGGUUGAGUUAAUCACAUGGGUGAUGCUCACCCCGCCCCCCACCACAAACAUACAAAAGCCAAACUCCAGCCAACCAAUACAAAAUACAAAAACAUACAAUUAAAACUGAGAAAAACAAAAGCAAAGCAAACUCAAACUUGCGUGGAUCCCCUCCUUUCCCUCUGGCCUGGCUGUACUCUUGGUUCUCUGCUGCCCCCGUGUGGCUAUUUCCUUUCAUAGUAGGCGAGGCUAAUCUGAGCUGCUGAAUUCUAACAGAGUUCACUAUCUCCCUGAGUGAGCUGUGGUCUUGUUCUAGGGAAAGUGCCAUGUUCGAGUCUUCCUCAUCCAUGACGCAACAACACUCCACUUCCCUCCUCUGUUAAUGACGGGUCUGUGUAGUUGCAGGUUACCACGCUGGGGAUCCUCUAAAGGGCUAGCCUUCUCUCAUCCGUUCAUCCACCAUCAGAAGCUCCUGCUGACCCUUCUAAAACACACCCGUUCCUGACUCCUUUCCACCUGCCGUUUCCUACCCGACGCCAGCAAUUGUCAUUGCCGCUCUGCAUGAGGGCAAUGCCCCCUACCUGGGCUGACCUUCUAAAUAAAUGGUAUUCAGUCAUGUUACGCA